This is a messenger RNA of Pogona vitticeps (central bearded dragon), 3041 nucleotides long. The record is from RefSeq and is a predicted model, not a curated record. Lineage: Eukaryota; Metazoa; Chordata; Lepidosauria; Squamata; Agamidae.
GUGGCUGGCUGGGUGCCGCCUUGAACCUUCCGGGAGGCGGGGAGGGAGGGGUGGCGGUGAAAGAAAGCUUUGGCGACAAGGGAGGGGAUGCCUCUGAGAAAAGUAGCCGGGCGUGUCAUGUCGGGGCUGAAGCGGUGGUCAGGAGGAGUCGUAGCGCCGUCAUCUCUUCGCCGGAGGGGUGUGGUUUCGGGCUGCAUGGCGUGACUUCGGGAGGAUGCUGUGAAGGCGUGAUUUCGACUGCCCAGUGACAACUUUUUAAAAGAAAAGAGAACAUUUGGGACCCCAAGAGCCCAGCAAUCUGCAGAAAGAGGAAGCCCCCUGUUAAAGCAAUCUUGACAGACAUCCAUCCAACCUCUACUUAAAAACCUCCCAUGAAGAAGAAUCCACAGUUUCCUGAGGCCAUCUGUUCUAUUGCUGAACAACUCUUAGCAUCAGAACCUUCUUUUUAAGCUCCUGUCCUGCCUUCCUGAAAGCUGACACCAUGACCCUGACCAAGGGCUCCUUCAUCUACUCCAGUGGGGAGGAAUAUUGUGGGGAAUGGAAGGAAGGACGCCGGCAUGGUGUUGGGCAGCUGACAUUUGCUGAUGGCAGCAUUUAUCUGGGACACUUUGAGAAUGGUCUCUUCAAUGGCUGUGGGGUGCUCACUUUUGCAGAUGGCUCCAGGUACGAAGGGGAAUUUGUGCAGGGGAAGUUUAAUGGUGUUGGAGUCUUUACACGCUAUGACAACAUGAUCUUCGAGGGAGAAUUCAAGGGCGGACGUGUCGAAGGCUUUGGGCUUCUUACAUUUCCUGAUGGCUCCCACGGGGUCCCCCGUAAUGAAGGCUUCUUUGAAAACAACAAAUUAUUGCGACGGGAGAAGUGCCAGGCAAUUGUGCAGCGUGCACAGAGUGCCUCCAAGUUGGCACAUGGCCUCACAGCAUGACGGGGGCAAACUCUAAAACACCUGACCCCAGGACUCUCCUAUGAACUACAGCCUAGUCAGCAGAUUGGCAGAAGCAUGGAGUGCAAGAGUCACCAAGAUAGACAACAUCUCUAGGAGGCAGAUGAUCUCAACUCAACCUCACUCAGCUGGGCAGUCUGCCUGGGUGGACAGCUUGCCCCAGAGUGUGAGCUAGUGCCAAACCUCAACUACAGAGCCUGUUUUUUAAUACAUAUAGACUGUUUGUCAUUUCUAAGGCAGUGGCAUUCCCUUGAUUCCCAUGGGCAGUCUGCUAAUGCUAUAGCCCCACAGCUGUGACGGGCACAAUGAAAUCUAUACUCCCUACCCCAUCUACUACGAGGAGCAAGGAGCAAAUCACUCAUGUAUGUUGUGAGGCUUUACAAAGAUACUCUUACAUCUUUCCCCACUUUCAGACUAUUGCAGCUGGUAGGUACUAAAAACAACCAGAUUGUCCUUAUUUUCCAGGGGCAGAAUGCUCUUGUUUGAAACUUGCAUUUAGCAGUUUCCUAUUCCACUCAAUGGUCCUAAUCCUCUAGUUGCCUCCUUCCUGCUCCAUGAAGCAAGAUGUUCCUUUCCUUAUCCAAAUAAUAAUAAUGCAGAAUUGCAACAUUGAUUAGAAUUCUAGACCUCCUGGAUACGAUUUCCCCCAGCUUUGCAGAUCAGUAUGAUGAAAGCAGGUUCAGCUGUAAUGUCUGCUCCAGAAAAUACCUGGGAUCUCUUUACAUUUUUUUUCUAGUUGUCUUAUGCUUCAUCCUGUUUGUGAGGGACAGUAUGAAUAUUUGGGGUGGUAUUGGGGUAAAUGAGCAUUUCACAGCUGUCCUCCUUUCCUUGGGAUCUUUAUUGAUUGACCUGGAGGGUCUAGGAGGUGAAAACCUACUUUGCCUCCAAAGCUAUUGCAGGGCAUCCAUGCACCACAGUGCUACAUAACACAGGCUUGUGCACAUGCUGCAUUUCCAAGAUCAAUCUACUGCAGCAAGCAAACCUGAAUGCAGCACUCACUAUCAUUUAUAUAAAUUAAAACAAUUGGCACAUCAGUACUGUUGGUAAUCACAGGAAAAGAUAAAUGGCUUUGCAAAAGAUUAAUUCUUUAGGCCCUAAAAUUUCUGUAUUGUUCUCAGUACCUUCCUCCUGUCUUUGGAGUGCUUUUCAUGGGUGUUGCACGAAUGUUUUUAAGCCUAUCCUUGCUGCCUCAGUAGCUACAAAAAUGAUUUGAAAAUAGAAUUAUUUUUUAAAAAAAUUAUAUGCUAACCUGUUUCCCAUACUAUAUAAUAUAUAAUUGUAAACACACAGUCCUGCGAGUUCCCCAAAUAAGCAGUGACCUUUCGCAUUUCAUUCACUAGGUCCAAAGAGACAGCUGCUCCCAGAAAUAGUGAUUUUAAAGGAACACAUUUUGUCCCAUCAGAAGAAUUUUUAAUCUGUCUCAUUGGAACUAUUUGAUAAGUUUAUGAAGGAAGCUUUGGAAUAAUUUAUGGUAUUAAGAUAGCAGGGUUAUCUUAGUAUCAGAGAUUACUGUAUAUCCCAGGUUCUCUAACCAUUAUGGCCAUGGGCCAUGCUAGCUAAGAGUUUCUUUGCCAAGGUUUACCUAAUGCAUGAGUACAAAUUAAGCUGGGUCAAAGAGGUACAUGGAGAAAGCAACACUUCUGAGGUUCCUUGCUGGAGAAAUAGGCUAACUGGAAGUGCAGAACUGGAGGAAUAUAAGGGGAAGCUAAUUGUUGUGAGGAGAUAGGAAGCGAGACAGUAUAUAGCAGGAUGAAGGCUGAGUUGGGAUUAAGAAAGCUACCGUUGCUGCCCAACCACUUUGUGUUUCUGUGCACUAAAGUGAAGCAUGGGAUUGUUUAAAGACUGGGGGGGUGUUCUUAGCCAAGCAUUGACCUGCAUUGUAUGUGUCCCCAAGUGCCAUGCUGGAGCCUUGCGUGACCAGCUCACAUCCACAAUGAAUGUCUGUGUGUCAAUGCCACCCUCGUGCCUUUGUGUCUCUGCCCAUGUAAGGGCCUUGGCCAAAUAAACAGUUGCUGGAUCUCUGCCUCGUUGUCUUUUUCCCCCCCAUAGGGAUGACAGAGCAGUAAGGGCAGGGUGUGUUCAGCUUAUAUAGAAGAUCUUU